AGUAUGCUGUCCCCUUUUAUUUGUCCCAUUCUGGCCCCAUCAACGCGUCGCAUCCUGGCCAAAGCACGGCGAGCCGAGCCAGCGUCAAGCUAAAGCUCGAGGCAGCGUGACGCACGCUCUCUGCUUCGCAGCGACGAAGUCGUGAUCUCCACUUCGCGAGGACAGAGAUCCGCCCGUCCAAGAAUCGUGUCCCGUUUCUAGCGACCCAAUACCGGUGUCCAACAGUACUACCGCCGUGGCGUGCUACACCACUUUAGGUCACUUCCUGGGGCCAUACUAAACUCAGUAUCUCGCAGCUUCGUGGCAUCGUCCGCACGUCCCCCGCCAGCUCAGAGCUCCGCCCCCAGCAGAAGCAACAGUAUCAAGUGACGCUUCUUCUCCGUAGCCAUGGCGAGCAAGCGCCUGGACGCCGUCAAGCUGGCCAAGAGCUCGCGCUGGGAGGAGCUUCGGCGCCUCGUGGACGCCGAGCCGGCUACGGCGCAGCAGGUGGACUCGUACGGUAUGUUGCCAUUGCACUGGGCCUGUACGGAGCCGCAAUCCAUCGGCGAAGGCGUGUUAUUAGCACUUCUCAAGGCCUUCCCAAUGGGCGCUCGUGCUCCCAAUACAGCCGAGAUGCUGCCACUACAGAUCGCAAUCAAAGCCCAGGCGCGUAUCGAGUGGCUACAGGCACUACUAGCCUCGUACCCGGACGCUGUUCUCAAGAAAUCGCCUACAGGCGAGAACGCCGUGCAGCUCGCGCGCAAAGCUGGGCUUCCCGGUCGCAGUAUUAAGUUGCUCGAAGAGAUGUACCACCACGUUUGUGCCAAGGAAGGACUGCCUGACCAGCUGGCCAUCGAGGAACAAGAAGCCAAGCAACAACAAGAGAGUCAACAACACGAAGAAGAAGGACAACUCCGACCUUCCGAGAGAUUCCAAGCCAUCGCGGGUGAUCUCCCUGUGCCGCAGCGUGUCAGUGGCGUGCAGUAUGGACAGCGACAGCGCCGACUCAGUAGCACAGCGUCGCUCAAGAUGCGAUCUUUCUCGGACAACGACUUCUACACGCAACAAGUGAACGUAACGCUAGGUACACCAAACAUCGCGUCUGGAGCCAGUCCCUGGUCCCCACGCAGAACAACCGAGAGCUCCAGACCGCAGUCCAUUGUAUCGCAGAGACCGUCAACUACCGGUAGAGGUGCAGUUGCAUUGCCACCGCGCUGGAUGAACGCCCCAAGUUGCAGCAUUUGUGCCCAGAAGUUCGGUACCUUCAAGAAGCGCCACCACUGCCGCAAUUGCGGCCAAUCAAUUUGCAGAGACCACUCGGCUCGUGAACGGAUGAAGCUGCCGCACUACGGACUCAGCGAUCGUCAUCGUGUGUGUGUUGUAUGUCACGAUAUGCUGCGCAAUGCGAACCGACAGGCACGACAGCAGCAGAUCACGAUGCAGGCAGCGCAGCGCGGGGGCCAGCACACGCGUAUUAGUCAGGCUAUGGCUGGAGACGCUCGUCGUUCGGAUGAGGCGCAGCGUUCGCCUCCAAACAUGCUGGAGCGUCACGUCUCGGCUCCUGCGCGGGCUUCAAACUCCGCUGCUGGGCCCUACAGAGCAGCAAAUGACGCCGCAAUUAACGAACAGGUCGCGAAUUUGCAGAAGCAGGUAUCACAGCUCAUGGAGGAGAAACAACAAGCCGAGAUGCAGUUGCGUGUGCAGGCUGAAAUGCUGAAUGACCCGGAUCGACUCACGAAUGGCUCUCGGGGCAGCAAUACCAGUGGAGGUAGCGGUGCUGGCAGCAUGCCAAUGUCCCGGGACCGCCAGAACUCUCUCCCCAUGCAGAUGCGUGCAGGUUCUACUACAAAUACUCCACUCAACACAGGUCCAGUGCCCAAUCCGGGUAUUGCAAUGUAUCGUUCGACGGGCCAAUUGCUGAACCGAACGCAGAGCGCUGGCAACUUCCGACCCGCACGCGAGAUAGACAUCGAUAGUCCCGACUUAGAUCCCCAGCCACAGCAAAUUCAGCCGUCUCGAUCCAAUUCGACUGCAGUAAACCCGGCACUUCAAAGGACCACAAGGCUGCAGGAUGCACUUAACACGAUUGCGGCUGUAGAGUCCACUUACGACGACAUUGAUGGCUCGGAUUCAGACUCGGAUAUUGAAGGACGACAGACAGAUAUUGGAGAUCUUCAUGACGCUGAGGCAGACGCUGAAGCGGAGAUUGAUGACGUUGCGAAGGAAUACCUUAUUGACGAUGAAGACGAGGAUGAUGAUGACGAGGAAGCCGUGGUGGAGGCAGCAAAAGCCGCUAAUGCUGUGCAGGACGAGAUCGAGACAGAAGCGGAGAGUGAGGACGAUGUGGGCAGCGAUACGUUGCCAGAAGUGGACGUGCUAGUGAAUCUAGGCCAUGUGAUGAUGGAGAAGGGCAGUGUGAGCGCAGCGGUGCAAGCCUUCACACGCGCUGUAGAGAUCCGACCGGAUGAUCCUGCGCUUCAUUCGUUGCUUGGUCGUGCGUAUUACGCUGACGAGAAUUUGGAAGAUGCGGUGGCUUCUAUCGCGAAGUCGCUCGAGUUGGAGCCGUCGGCCACGAAUUCCACGUUGCUGGGCAAGAUUCUGUUCGAGAAGGGAGACCAUGAGAAGGCUAUUGCAGCCUACCAGCAAUCUCUGGACAUGCAGAAGUAAAAGGUGAAGUAGGUAGGUAGAUGUGAGGCAGGACUUCAGAGCGAUAGAUGAUAAACCGUCGAGCAGUAAGAGUGUUUUUUUUUCUUAAAGAAAGUGGAAGAUCACCAAUUUUUUUGUUC
Messenger RNA from Phytophthora nicotianae INRA-310, 2765 nucleotides. RefSeq lists its product as hypothetical. The record is from RefSeq and is a predicted model, not a curated record. Gene Ontology annotation, cellular component: ESCRT-0 complex. Bases 388 to 2646 code for a protein of 752 amino acids. Gene Ontology annotation, biological process: protein transport to vacuole involved in ubiquitin-dependent protein catabolic process via the multivesicular body sorting pathway; protein targeting to vacuole. NCBI's taxonomy places the organism in Eukaryota, Oomycota, Peronosporomycetes, Peronosporales, Peronosporaceae. The transcript has a single exon. Gene Ontology annotation, molecular function: metal ion binding; ubiquitin binding; phosphatidylinositol-3-phosphate binding.